Brassica napus (rape) is the source of this 1056-nucleotide messenger RNA. RefSeq lists its product as uncharacterized. The record is from RefSeq and is a predicted model, not a curated record. Lineage: Eukaryota; Viridiplantae; Streptophyta; Magnoliopsida; Brassicales; Brassicaceae. The coding region runs from base 1 to 1056 and encodes 351 amino acids. The transcript is spliced from 7 exons.
AUGUCUAUCAUUGAAGACACCUCUAUAGACCAAAGUACUUUUGAGUGUGAUGAUCAGUUUCUGAAUUUCCAACCUUUUGAAAAGAUUGGAAAUGGAACUCUUAAUACUCACUUCCUGAUCGAUGUUGUUGGUCAAGUUUCCAGUCUUCGUGACGUCCAAACUGUCCAAGUUGCGGGGAAUGAUAAGAAAAAAGUUGAAUUUCGCUUAAUGGACAUCAAUAUGCCAAAUGAUGAGUUUGCUCUUGCUCUAACGGCUACAAAGAAUGACAAGCGUCCGAUCAAGGAUCUAAUUGAUGAUUGGAAUGAUGUUGGUAUUAUAUCUAUCUCUGAAAUCAUCACAGCAACUCAGGAGGAGGAUUGCAAAAUAAUCUGCUCAAUCGAAUCUAUUGAUACGGAUUGGAGCUGGUUUAUUUUUGGUCAUGUUAGCCGGAAUAGGUGUAACAUGCGUUGCAUGAGAAUCAAAUCGAAGGGUGGUGGUAAUUUGGCUCCAAAUGAGAAACCAAUAUUCUGGUGCACAACAUGUCGUGUUAAUACCACCACCGUAACCCCACAAUUCAAAUUGCAUCUCACUGUCAAGGAUGACACCAGUACUUGCAAACUAAUGCUUCUUGAUUCUGUUGCUAAAGUCAUUGUGGGCUUUGAGGCUAAAGAUAUUUGGGAUGGUUCCUAUGAAGAGAUUGAAGAUCCAGAUAUUUUGCCUCAAGCUAUAACAGAUUUGGUUGGAAAAUCUUUUUGUUUUGGUCUUACUCUUGGUUCUGAAAAUGUUAAAAAUGGAUCAGACAUCUUUUUGGUUUCACAAGUAUGGUCUGGUGAUAAGAUUCUCCAACUCGAGUCCAACUCUGAGCCUAUUACUCAUGUUAGCUCUGGUUCAUCAAUUAUGUCCGGUGGAGAGGUUUCUAUAAGAGAAAAAAACGAAGCAAGUUCAUCAGAAGGUUCUUCAACGCCAUUUUCAAAGCGUAAGGGAAAAGAUCAAGUUGAUCAGACUUCAACUUCCAAAAAAAUGUGCACCAAGCUGGUGAAGAUGGAGAAUAUUAAAGAUGAUGAUCUUAAUGUUUAG